CAAGAGCGCAUUCACCGCACGUAUCAAAAUAAAGAACCACUUUCCUUUUGGCGCCCUAAAUUUCGUCGUCGAGCACUCUAUUCCUCCGACUUAACUCCGGUGACCGUGCUUUUUUCACAAAAUCAAACUUAAAGGAGAGAGAUUACAGAAAUUCUUGCAGAAAAUGAAUCUCAAUAGUAGCCGGGAUGACUACAAGUUCCUUCAAAUAGUAGAUGCCAGGGCUGCACUUGGCCAGAAAGUUAAUCUCAUCGGCGUCGUUGUCGAAACCGGUCUUCCCAAGAAAUCCAGGGGCACGGAUGUCUUUUGCUCCAUUAGGAUCAUUGAUGAGUCCUACCCAAGCCCAGGGAUUGCAGUUAAUUUUUUUGCCGAAACUAUGGAUAAGCUUCCUGAAGUGCUGACUGUUGGUGAUAUACUUCAGAUCUCUCAAGUUGUGAUGAAAACUCAUGGACCCGAUAUUUAUGCUUUGUUCAACAAGAAGUUCUCUUCAUUUGCAAUAUUUGACGGAAAGAAUGAUUCAAAUAUCCUCCCUUAUCAAUGUUCUUCUAAGUACCAUGCUAGAGAGCAAGACAAGAAAUUUAUACUGGGUUUGAUGAAGUGGUUGGUUGAUCACAAGAUCGAUACAGAUUUGACUGAUUUACAUUCAUUGAAAGAGAUCAGAGAAGGAGAACGUUUCAACUUGAUCUGCAAGAUUGUUCACGUAUGUGAAGUUGAAAAAAACAAGUGGAUGCUUCUCGUAUGGGAUGGCAUGGAUACUCCACCGGUCACUAUCAAAACAAAGCUAGAAGAAGAAAUGGAAAACCCACUUCCAUUGCAGCCGGUGGCCUUCACUUUGCAAAGAGAUAUUCUCUGUACCUUGCCACCUCUUGGAACUGUCUUGUGGGUAGCCGUUGAUCGUUGCGACGAGAAACUUGGCUUUAACUUUCUCAAGAGCAAUCGGUGGGUGAAACUUAUUAACAUUAGAUGUGAACUUCAUGCAGCAUUGUGGCGUGCUGUCCUAAUGCCCUUUACUAAGGUUUGCUACUUAUCUGAUGAAGAUGACAUCGUUUUACAGCGCAUGAGGCAGUACGAUGAGCGUCGUAAAUCCAAAUUGGGAUGGAUGCCUUCGUCAAGCUUUCCUUGGCCAUCUGACAUAACAGAGACUGACUACCCUAAUGUACCUUUUGUCUCCUUGAUGAGAGCUCUGGCUAAUCCAAAGGUCAUAGGUAAAUUCCACUGUGUAGUUCGAGUGGUAGCGGCAUUUCCUUGGCUAGCUGAACAUUUCCGUUCCCCUUCUGGGGUUUAUAGGAUCAGGUUGACCCUAGAGGAUCCAACUACAAGAAUCCAUGCAUAUCUGUAUAAAGAGGAUGCGGAAAAGUUUUUUGACGGCUACCCCUCUGUUUAUACAUUAACAAAAAAGAGGAAUUUGUUGCUUGGAACUUCUGAAGGCGAUGAUGAUAGUGAAAUGAAUGAUCAUUUUAGAAAUCCACCCUGGAUAAGGUGUUGCUUAAUGUCUUACCAUAUCGAUGACAAUGAUGUCUGGGGAAGUAGGAACUUUCGAAUUUUUGCUACCACCCUGAAAGCAUAGGAGAUCGUCCAUUCUGUAAGCCUACAGUGCUUCCAAUUAAUGUUAUGCAGUUUGGCCUCUUCUUCAAAUGUACCUAGACAGUUGCUAGCAAGUACAGUAAAAAACUCUUAGUUCGAAAAGAUAACAUCGAAAUUUUUGGAUGCAGUAAGAAAA
Molecule: messenger RNA, 1717 nt
Organism: Solanum lycopersicum (tomato)
Lineage: Eukaryota; Viridiplantae; Streptophyta; Magnoliopsida; Solanales; Solanaceae
Product: protection of telomeres protein 1b-like
Biological process (GO): regulation of telomere maintenance via telomerase; telomere capping
Cellular component (GO): chromosome, telomeric region; nuclear telomere cap complex
Molecular function (GO): G-rich strand telomeric DNA binding; telomerase inhibitor activity
Source: RefSeq, a predicted model, not a curated record